AUGGCCGCUACCGCAGCGGGUGAGUCGUGCUGCAGCGGUGCGAAACGCAGCGACGAGCCGUCGGUUCAGUCCCGGGAGAUCAUUAAACCCUCUAUAACGGAGCUGACUAAAGUGCGGACCAAUAUCCUGUGUACGGUGCAAGGAUGCGGCAAAAUCCUCCCCAACACCCCGGCGCUCAACAUGCACCUCGUCAAGUCCCACAGAGUCCAGGAGGGUAUCGUCAACCCUACGGUACGAAAGGAUAUGAAGGGUUCACAGAAGCUCUACUGUUGUCCGAUAGAGGGCUGUCCAAGAGGACCCAACAGGCCUUUCUCCCAGUUUGCACUGGUUAAGCAGCAUUUUAUGAAGAUGCACGCAGAGAAGAAGCACAAAUGCGUAAAGUGCAGCAAUGGUUACAGCACAGAAUGGGACUUGAAGAGGCAUGCCGAGGAUUGCGGAAGGACCUACAGUUGUACGUGCGGUUGUCCGUACGCAAGUCGAACGGCACUGUUGUCGCACAUCUACAGAACUGGUCAUGAGGUUCCCAAAGAGCAUAGGUAUCCGCCCGUCAAGAAAAGAAAAAUGGAGAAACUAUCUCGCGGUGCAACAAAACUUGAGACUAAUGGACAAACUUUUGAAAUGGAAGUCACAGAAGGAGCAGUUCCUGCUGAAGGUGCAUCCCACACUCCAGAUUUACCACAACACCACCCUGUCCAUUCUAAAAACCUCCAAAAGCUACUCCUGCCCAUGCCUAAAAUGUCUUUGGUCAAUGUCCCCGUGAUGCAGCUGGCACACUUGCCUGUCCUUCUCCCGCCAGCAGAGAGUGGCGCUUUGAUGUCCGUGGUCUUGACGGUGGACGCGCAAGGGUCCGUGAGUACCUUGCAUUUCAUGCCUCAGUCGCUUGGGGCAGUGGUACCUCCGUUAAACAAUAAAAGUUUCAAAGAAACCAUGCCCGUUUCCAGAGCUAACCUGGAUGCCAUCAGUACAGGGAUCCAAGUCAAUCUAGAAAACCUGGUCUCAGUUGAUGAACCCGUUAACGAUUUGGGAUCGAGAAGUAAAAGCACCUCAACCAACAUUCAAACAGAUAUCUCAUUCCUCGGUAAGGGAUCUGUCGGAGGAGUCAAUAUCGGUCCCCCGAGUGAGGCUUCGGUUUCCUCCGGUUCUCAAACUGACAUUAGUGUGAGCGCCCAGAUCCAGCUACCGGUCAAUGUGCAAACUCAGACGUUCCCCUUGAGGUCCAAAGUCACAUCUUCCAUUGGGGCACAAACUGAAUCUCUCAGUCAGAUACCUUUCCCUUCUGGUAACACAACGAGGGAAACUCAGACAAGUUGCUCCCCAGCAGCUUCGGUAAAUAAGACCCAGAUGGACCAAGCUAUAAUGUGCGCAAAUCUUUUCGAUUCCGAUAUGCUCAGCGUCUCUACACAGACUACCGUACAUGGUGGACCUUUUGGCGCCAGCGAUCUUGAUCCCAUGAGCACAGGAUCAGGAUAUUUUGAAGACAAAACCGCACCAUCCUUGUGCUUUGGAGCUCAGAGAGACAUUUUACACCAAAACACGGUAGCCGACAAUCAGACUCAGACGAUGAACCUUUUCAGUGAUCUGGAGAACAUCCUUUCUGAAGGCAUGGCGAGUGGAGCUCAAAGCUGUGGAUCGGGCCUGGUUCCAGUGCAAGAGCAGCACACGGGUAUCGAUUUUGACUUCGAGGAUUUCCUCAACGCGACUCAUAUUCAGACUCAGACAGACGAGAGUGCCUUAGGAGGCCUGAGCUCGGAGACACCCCUGGAGCUCCUCGACAUUGAGACGCAAACCGACUUCCUCCUGCUUGAUAACCUCGGGGAUAACCAUCAUAGUGAUGUUGGCACCGGGGUCCAAACGAGCGAUCUUGAGCUGGAGAUGUUUGACACGCAAACCCAAACAGAUCUGAACUUUCUUCUUGACCACAGUAGUCACAUGUCCCUGGGCAGCAUCCUAAGACACUCCAGCUUCAACAUGAGCACCGAGUCCUCAGACACCGAGACCCAGACCGACACCAGGGCUCCUCCUCCUCCACUGCCUCUGCCCCUGUCCUGUUCCAAUGAUGGACAGAUCAGACUUAGCAGCACUGAAACCCAGACAGUCUCCAGUCCCUCCAGCCUAGGCCACCUUUUCUUAACCAGCAAUGAGACACAGACAGUCAUGGAUGAUUUCCUGUCAGCAGACCUGGCUUGGAAUAUGGACUCCCAUUUCAGUUCGGUGGAAACCCAAACCGGUGAAGAUCUCCUGUCUUUUUUUCAGCACUCGGACAAAGCCAUCAGCUGAGCUCUCUACCAUUCUAGCUCGUCUGUAGUGGAUGUGACGUAGGCAACGUUACGAAGGAACUGUUUCUGAUGACCCGCCCAGAGGUGGAUGCUUCGGGGCAGCAGAUGGAGUUCUCCCAACCGCUCAUCACCAUAAGGGGCUCAGUUUGGAAGGCAUUUGUGGCAAUUGAGCUCACUUGUAGUUAUUCAGCAUCUUGAGUCAUUCCACUGCAAGUAGUCUCAAAGCUCAAAGAACUUUCAGUAGCCCUAUUCGGACAGGAUUAGGUUUAGGUUUACAUACAAGACCUAAAUUCUUUGCAUCAUUUGCCCUUCUCCUUUUAUUUCCAGACUGGCCACGUUGGUAUUUUUUGAUCAUUUUAGUUUUACUGCUACUCCCUAAUAUUUAGUCACCUAGUCUGCGUGUCUUUUUCCUGAAACAUGAACAGAUGUAUCCUCUCUCAACAACAUAUUUGCUACGAGUCGUAUAACUUAGUCUCCGUACUCUCUACACUCAGAGUGCAUUAGCAGAAGAAAUACAAUAACCUAGAAAAGUGUGAUCCUGAAUUAAAGGCCAAUUAAAAGAGCUGUUAUAACGUCAGCUGCUUCUGUAAACCACUUUAUAUACAGUACAUAUAUUACACAAUAUCAUGCGAAUUUAGUUUUAAAGUAGGGGUGUGAAUCUCCCUCUUUCCCUCAGCACCGAUAUGAUUCGACUGAGGUCUGAUGUCUGAUCCAAUCUGACUCCGUUCCAAAUUAAACUGAAAUGUAAGAUUUCCACCCUGGGGAAAGAGUUCAGGACGGAGGAAUUCUUGGUGACAUUUUGUUUUAUUAACUUCAAGAAAGAGGCAAAAACCGAAGGCCAGUGAGGGAGAGUAACAGGAUGAGUGAUAACAGGAACAAGUUUGUGUACAAGGUGGGGUCCAGAAAUUCCCAGAAUUGUUAACAACAACAAAAAAAAACUAGUAUUCUAAAACUUUGAGCAUUUCUCAUUGAAUCCCCUUCGAAUCUGGCGAAUGUGGUAGUCAUUUCUGAUUAAAAACUCCUCGGUUGACGAGCUCCAAUUCUGGGUGCACCAGUUCUCCAGAUGUUUUUUUUUUUUUUUUCCCGUCACUCGAGAGACCGAGACUACGUCGAGCGCGGGCGCCACGUUCCAAUUCCACGGAUUUUUGGAUCUUCCCUCGUACGUUCCACAACAUGAGAUGUAGCUAUAAACAAAUUAGAAAAAAAAUCAGUUUAUAGCCUUUUGUUUAUAGCUAUAUCUGUUUAUAGCUACAUUAUGUUUAUACACCCCCCACCCCCCCACCCCCCCCCAAAAAAAAAAAGAGAACACAUACGAAACAGCCUUGAGAGAAAUUAAAUUUGAUGUAUAGGAUCAUAUGACACAGUAUAGGAUCACAUGACCAUGAGUGCCCCAGUCGCACCUGGACGCAAAAGGAGACGCGUAAAGAAGUUACCGCGGACGUCCCGCGAAGAAACUAACCCGGUCUAAAUAGGGCUUUUAGCUGCACUUUAUCAUUUCAUAGCCGUCAUUCGACUUCUCCUUUAACGUGUUUGCUUUUAUUUUGCACAUUUGUUCAGCACUCUUUCUGUUUGGAAAAUGGUCUGUUGUGUGUUUUUUUUUUUUUUUUUUUUAAUUUCCGUUCGAACAGAGUAUAUCAUUUUUCGGCGAUGAUGAUCGUGCUACUAUGUAGUCGUGAAUUUACAGUGUGGCGCAAGUCUAAAAUCAUUAACUGGAAUGAUGUUCAUCUAAAAUCAGAUUUCUUUGUGAAAUUUGUAUAUUUUCUUGUUUGGCUGCACUGUAAGGAUAUUUUUGCGUUGUGCUUAAUUAUUAUUAUUAUUAUUAUUAUUAUUAUUAUUAUUAUUAUUAUGUUUACAUUUGUUAACUUGGUUUCUAAUUGUUCAAAAGAGAUGUCUGUUAUUGUAUUUAAACAAUUUUGGUUCUCACGGAUAUUUUUGCUCCGGCUACAGCGGAAUAUUAUGUCGUAACGCUCAUAACGGUUUAAAUUAUUCUAAUGUAUGCAUAUUUAUGCAUGUCGCAAAUAUCGGUGACCUUUAAGAGUUGAGCUCGCUACGCUAUUAUUAUUAUUAUUAUUAUUAUUAUUAUUAUUAUUAUUAUUAUUAUUACUACAAUGAUUUGCAUUCUGUACUGUGAGUGAUCCGACAUGCAAAUCGCAGUUGUUUACAGCAAGAUGGAACCUUUAACGAAAUAUAUUCACAGGAAGCAUGUAACGUCUCCCCGAAUGUAGGCGUUUUCACUUUAAGCACUACUUGCGCUCCAUGAUUAGCUUUCGUGCCGGUGCCUUAAUUUAAACGGUAAAUAUAAACACAUCUGACGUAAAGCUAUUUAUUUCGAAAGAGCUCGCGGACCUUUUUUAGCCCUGUCCUUCUUCUGCUCUUUCCGUCUUUCUCUUUCCGAACACCCUGUAGUGUAUUUAUUUGCGCGUUUAUUCGUCAUACUGCACUCCGUAAACACGUUUCGCCUGCCAUCGCGUCGUCUUAUUUCAGUAUUUAUCACAUAACAUAACACGGUUCGCCCCGCCCGCUUUUGGUCCGUCUUUCAUUCAUAUUUAUAUUUAUGAACCGAGCUUUCCGCAAGCAACAGAAUGUAAAUGUCACCGUGUCGUGUUGUAACCGAAAGGUUCUCAGCCAAGGCCGACAUUCGCAUCCGGACACUAUAUACUCUAGCAGGAACGAACGCAAGCAUAUCGUCGUAGGUUACUUGAAAUUGUCCGUAUACACUCUUGGUUUUCGGAAGAGCGUGCAUGCAGUCCUGGUUGUGCCAAGAACAUGUCUUGAGUUCAGUUACAUUUGUUUUGGUUGUUGUUGUUGUUGUUGUUUUUUCUUCUAAUAUUAAAAAUGUCUUAAGUUGGUCACGUGCGUUCUUUAGGGUUUUUGACGUAUAAGAUGAACCCUGUAUCGUUUGGUCGUUUAGGCUAGGCUGCAGCAGUCGCUCAAAAUAAAAUUCUGUCCAGAACAAUUA
Ictalurus punctatus (channel catfish) is the source of this 5235-nucleotide messenger RNA. RefSeq names its product ATM interactor (gene atmin). Lineage: Eukaryota; Metazoa; Chordata; Actinopteri; Siluriformes; Ictaluridae. The record is from RefSeq and is a predicted model, not a curated record. The transcript has 4 exons. Gene Ontology annotation, cellular component: nucleus. Gene Ontology annotation, molecular function: DNA-binding transcription factor activity, RNA polymerase II-specific; transcription cis-regulatory region binding. Gene Ontology annotation, biological process: regulation of transcription by RNA polymerase II. The coding region runs from base 1 to 2277 and encodes 758 amino acids.